Molecule: messenger RNA, 382 nt
Organism: Racocetra persica
Lineage: Eukaryota; Fungi; Glomeromycota; Glomeromycetes; Diversisporales; Gigasporaceae
Source: the annotation of a GenBank genome assembly
CUGUAACAACAUUUAUUGAAGUAGAGCAUCAGAAACGUCUUUCUGCAAGAUAUUUUAUUGAGAAGCUUUACAGUCUUAUAGCCAGUACUACACUAGUUAUCAAAGAAACAGAUUUUGAUGCAGUUGCUACUUCCCAGAAUCUUGAUCCUAAAGAAGCUAAAAAUCUUAAAUUUGACCAAGAGCGCUCUAUCCCAGAUACUAUAGCACUUAAACAUUUCUAUAUACGAAAUAUUUAUGGUAAAGAUAUAGAUAAUGAGAUUUGGGAUAAUCUUUGCAAUAAAAAGUUUGUAAAAUAUUUCAGUCUGCCCGAACCUCAGAAACAUUUCUUGCGGUUAUCUCACUUUAGAAAGCAAGGCUAUGAUGAGGAAAGUGCAAUGAAAGG